Peromyscus leucopus (white-footed mouse) is the source of this 4149-nucleotide messenger RNA. RefSeq names its product sorting nexin 33 (gene Snx33). Bases 1151 to 2875 code for a protein of 574 amino acids. The record is from RefSeq and is a predicted model, not a curated record. Gene Ontology annotation, cellular component: plasma membrane; cytoplasmic vesicle. The transcript has 3 exons. NCBI's taxonomy places the organism in Eukaryota, Metazoa, Chordata, Mammalia, Rodentia, Cricetidae. Gene Ontology annotation, biological process: endocytosis; endosomal transport; mitotic cell cycle. Gene Ontology annotation, molecular function: phosphatidylinositol binding; protein binding.
GACUUCUUUUCCUUCUUUUUUUUGGAUUUUUGUUUUGUUUUGGAUCUGGCUUCCCGCUGGCAGCGCUGAGGGGCUGCAAGUGUGGGGGAAGGAGGCAGGAGGCUGGGGCUCAGCUCAUCCCUCUCGGGCAGCAUCCCCCCCCCCCCCCCGGGACAUCGCGGAGAACGAACCUCCGGACGGCCGGACAAACAGCCGGCCGCGUCAUCUAUUCGAAGGAACUCCAUCUACCAACUACUGUUAAGUGUUUGCUGGCACACCAGUGGUGGGGGUGGUGAUGGUGAUAGUUUCUACUAGUGUUACCUCUGGACAGGGGUCCUGGGACUCGGAUCAGGGUCAGCUUAGUACUCCGAAACUGCUGAGGAAUUAGGCAAACAAAAGAGGCAGAGAGAAGAGAGAGAGAGAGAGAGAGAGAGAGAGAGAGAGAGAGAGAGAGAGAAAGAGAGAGAGAGAGAGCAGAAGUCUUCUGCGCGGUUUGUCGCGCCCCCUUGUUCUCUGGGGGUGGGGGGCUAGCCAGUUGCAGGGCGGGAAGAGGGCACCAGAGCGGGCUAGGCAGGGUCGCACCCCCUAGGUCGUGUAGUUAUCCUCCGGUUGUGCAAGCUUUGGCCCUUGUUUUCCCGGCCUGGCUCGUUUGGAGGCCGGACACAUCCACCCUUGGAAUUGGUUCAGGACUCUGCUGUUAUUCUCCUCGCCCCUCUUGGAUUUUCUGGAUUCUUGAAGACGCGGUGGCCAGGGACGAGAGAGGAAGGAGGAAGGAACAGCUCUUCAGAGGAAUGUGAGAGCCUCCCAAAGGAGCUGGGAGCCGGGGAGGCAGAACCUUGCCUGCGUUCCUGGGACCGUGGUCCGCAGCGGAUUCUUUUCUGUUGUACAACGUUGUUCUAGUGGAAAGUGUCUGUCGCAUUCUUGUUCUAGCAGAGCUUGUUUCUCCAGGCAGAUACCCCAAGGCUGGAUAAGGCUGUUUCUGGACCAUGGACGUUUCUUUGAAGAGAAGGCAGCUAGACCGCAUCUUGUGCAUGCCGAGACCCCUGCCUGAGGGUCUGAGUAAGGUAUACUAGACUUGGAGCUGCAAGUACAUUUUUGGACACCCUGCUGAGCAUCCUGAGUCCGGGCAAGGUAUUUUCCUGCCAAUAUUGACCUGCCUGGUAGCCUAGCCAUGGCACUGAAAGGCCGAGCCCUCUAUGAUUUCCACAGUGAGAACAAGGAGGAAAUCAACAUCCAGCAGGAUGAAGACCUGGUUAUCUUCAGUGAGACUUCACUGGAUGGAUGGCUGCAGGGGCAGAACAGCCGUGGGGAGACAGGGCUCUUCCCUGCUUCUUACGUUGAGAUCGUCCGUCCUGGCAUCAACACCAACCACGUGGACUACCCCAGCAGCCCUGCAGGCUCCCUGGGCACCCAAGUGAGUUUGUAUAACAGCCCUAGUGUGGCCAGCCAAGCCAGGAGUGGUGGGGGCAGCGGCUUUCUCUCAAACCAAGGAAGCUUUGAGGAUGAUGAUGACGAUGACUGGGAUGACUGGGAUGAUGGAUGCACAGUGGUAGAAGAGCCAAGGGCUGGUGGCCUAGGUACCAAUGGGCACCCUCCACUCAACCUUUCCUACCCGGGUGCCUAUCCCAGCCAGCAUAUGGCUUUCCGCCCCAAGGCACCCUUGGAAAGGCAGGACAGUCUAGCGUCCGCCAAGCGGGGCAGUGUGGUGGGACGGAACCUCAAUCGCUUCUCAUGUUUCGUGCGCUCCGGAGUGGAGGCCUUUAUCCUUGGUGAUGUGCCCAUGAUGGCCAAGAUUGCUGAGACCUACUCCAUCGAGAUGGGCCCCCGUGGCCCUCAGUGGAAGGCCAACCCCCACCCAUUUGCCUGCUCCGUAGAGGACCCCACCAAACAGACCAAGUUCAAAGGCAUCAAGAGUUACAUCUCCUACAAGCUUACACCCACCCACGCCGGCUCACCUGUUUACCGGCGCUACAAACACUUCGAUUGGCUGUACAACCGCCUUCUCCACAAGUUCACUGUCAUCUCUGUGCCCCACCUGCCUGAGAAGCAGGCCACUGGCCGCUUCGAGGAGGACUUCAUUGAGAAGCGUAAGCGACGGCUCAUCCUCUGGAUGGACCACAUGACUAGCCACCCCGUGCUCUCGCAGUACGAGGGCUUCCAGCAUUUCCUCAGCUGCCUCGAUGACAAACAGUGGAAGAUGGGUAAACGCCGGGCAGAGAAGGAUGAGAUGGUGGGUGCCAGCUUUCUGCUCACCUUCCAGAUCCCCACAGAGCACCAGGACCUGCAGGACGUAGAGGACCGCGUGGACACAUUCAAGGCCUUCAGUAAGAAGAUGGACGACAGUGUCCUGCAGCUGAGCACCGUGGCAUCGGAGCUGGUGCGGAAGCAUGUGGGGGGCUUCCGCAAGGAAUUCCAGAAGCUGGGAAGUGCCUUCCAGGCCAUUAGCCAUGCCUUCCAGAUGGAUCCUCCCUUUAGCUCCGAGGCCCUCAACAAUGCCAUUUCUCACACCGGCCGGACCUAUGAAACCGUUGGUGAGAUGUUUGCUGAACAGCCCAAAAAUGACCUCUUCCAGAUGCUUGACACACUGUCUCUCUACCAGGGCCUGCUCUCCAACUUCCCUGACAUUAUCCACCUGCAAAAAGGUGCCUUUGCCAAGGUGAAGGAGAGCCAGCGCAUGAGUGACGAGGGCCGCAUGGCUCAGGAAGAGGCAGACGGCAUCCGCAGGCGCUGCCGUGUGGUAGGCUUCGCCCUGCAGGCUGAGAUGAACCACUUCCACCAGCGCCGUGAACUUGACUUCAAGCAUAUGAUGCAAAGCUACCUGCGCCAGCAGAUCCUUUUCUACCAGCGGGUGGGCCAGCAGCUGGAGAAGACCCUGCGCAUGUACGACCAUCUCUGACAGACUGACUGACCACACGUGCAGGUCCCCUUCCCAGCUGGACCUAGUCCCUGCAGCCCACCCCACUCCAAGGCUCCCUGCCCCUAGCAGUGGCUCAGGUGCUCAGGAGUGGGAGAGGCGAGUGGCCUGUUAGGAGAGAAGGGACUUAGGAGACGUCCUGGUACCCCUGGAGAAGUCUUCCCUCACUUUAGAGAUGGGUGAAUGGAGACAGAGUCCUCUGAGCCAAAGCCUGGGCUGCUGGUCAGUCCCUAGAGAGCAGGAGUCUCUGUAGCCUGUAGUUCACGCUCACCUGGCCACCACACCCUGUUUAUUCCCUGGACUCCGUUGACUGCUGUGGCCAUGGCUGAGACCCUAGUGACCAAGCCUGGAACGUGCCUGUCCCAGAAGAGCCACCUUUCAAGAUGGAUAUCAGACGCUGCAGUGUGACAGUGACAUUUAAGGAUUCCUGGAAACUCCUUGAAAGACCACAGAACUCUGCUGGGCGGGGGACGCUCCAUGGAGGAGGUGACAUUCCAGAAUGUCUUGAAGAAUUGCAAGGACCUACAAGACAGGAAAUGGGUGAAGGACAUGGGGAGAGGACCAAUGCUGUCUCUCCUCUUCUUCACCUUUUCCAAACAAGUUUGGUAUCCUCUCUAUGGGUUCUGGUCAGUCUGACAGAGGGAGGGAUCAUCCUUGCUCCGUGGUCCCUGGAUUUCCCCGCCGUACCACUUCUGCAGGGGGAGACUGCAGGCCAACUCCCUCCUAGAGGUCUUGGACUCCCCUCUACUUUGGUUGGGGGACCCCCCUCUAUUUUUCCUUAUUGAGGGGACUAUGCAGCAACGUUCCCUUCUCUGGGCUCAAGAUGCUCAAGCCAGGAAGCACAGAGCCCUGAUGGUGCCUUUCGGGAGGAACUCUCCAAAGUGACCAGCAGGAACUCCCCAUCUAGCAGGUCCAGGUCCCAAGUUCCCAGGCACCUUUGCUUCUGUGGCCUGGUCUUCUCAAACCCUUCUCAUUGCACGGUGGGACGUCUGAGAGAAAGAAACUGGGAACUUUAGACCCCCUGCUCCUGGCCAGGUUCACUCACAGGUUGUGCUACCACCCACCUAUGUUUACAUCCUCCAGGAGUUACUGCCCCCUCCCUUACCCUUCAGGCCAGGAUGCGGCCCAGCAGCAUGUUGUUGGGAAGUGACCCUGUCCCCGCCGCCGCCUUCCUGGAAGCCAUGGUCUGUCUGCUCCUGGGUCCCGCUGCUUCACUCUUUCCUCUUGAUAAACCUUUUACAGUUACUGUAGCAGAA